AUGCUCGCUGAAGCCGCAAAGGAGGCCGACUCAGAUCCAGUUUCUCAAACAGCCGAGCUCAAACAGGCAUGCGCUCGGGUCGCAUCACAGUGGCGACCGCGAGAAGACCCGCUGAUGCACACCCUACCACUUGUACGCACAAUCCCGGCUAUCAAUGGCACGCAGCUCCAAAUAGAACUCGACAAGGCAGAGACUCCUGGUCAGCCACUUUGGGUCGCACGCUUGAAGCUGCUCGAACCAGAGUCUAAUGUCCAACGCUGGAUUUCUUUCUGCAGGCAAAUUGUUCACUGGGUAGUGUUCAUAGCCAUCGGCUGGAACAUUGGGAACUCGAGCUUGAGGCACUUCAUCGACCAGUCCUUGGUGUCAUCAUUUCUAAACGGCGGGCACUUUGUUAUGAUGGGAAAGCUCGCAGGCUUAGCAUUUAUGAUGCGCCACGAUCCCGGUCAGGGCCUCUGGGGUGCCAUAUCUUGGUGUGGAGCUACACACCUCGCUAUUCAACUCAACGGGGCUCAACUCGAAAAUUACAUUUACGCACUGCACAGCCUUUCACCAAGAGCCCUCACACAGACUGACUCGAAUGUCUAUCAGUUCAUUCGUUCCACACUUGGCACUACUGGUAUGUAUCGCCAAUGGGAGUUUUUGAGCCUAGUAGCUUUCUUGGUCUCCGCGCGGUAUUACGAAAUUUCCUGGCUACAAAUCAUCAUCACUGUUAUCAAAACUACUCGAGACCGAGAUUUGAAACUGCUUGUGUCUUCAAACUUUCAAAAACUUCGGGUGCUCCGACUUUGCGCUUCGUGGCUGCUGCUAAAGAUCAUGGGUGACAACGAGUCGCUUAUUCCUUUUGGGGUGAAGUUUGGCGUCAAGCAUAGCCCAUUGGUCAUCGUUUAUGCGACGAUUUAUCUUGUCUGGCCGAAUAGCAAAAUCGUUCACAUAUUCUUCAGGGUCAUUUUGUACCUGCUCGCAUACCUUACCUCCAAGGGAUACCCGGUAUACAAGGCAUUUAGAAUGGUUCUUACGCUCCUGUUGGAAACGUUUCUUACGAUCCUGUUUGAAACGCUUCUCCUAUAUGUUCAAGCAAUCGCCUGGUCCUUCUUUACGCACCCAUCAGCAAGGGUUCUCCAAUCGAAGAUAGGGGCCGUGGUUCUCGAAUCUGUCCAAACAGGAGCCUUCUUCCUUAUUAAACCAUUUUCCACCCUACUGAGUGCCCUGAGAGUCAGCAUAUACUUAGACUUGGUAAAAUGGACUCAAGACACUCGCUCUCCAAAGCUGCUUCGUGGGUGUUGCUGGGUAGAGCACACAGCUUCGAAGUUGCUCAAACAGGUGAACUGGAGGGCUUUGCUACAUUCUCCUCUAGACACUUGGUCAGUCACGAUGUUGCUACUUCUGGUGUCCAGCCAUGCAUUUACCCUACUGGCCUUUAGUCUAGGACUCUUAUUCAUUAAUACGAUGAUCGUUAAGAUGGCUUUGACUGAGAAAGUCAUUUGCCAUAUUGAAUCGAAACGCGAUAUGAUGAGAUCAAAGCCGCAAUCGAAUGCGUCAAAGUCGCAAUCGGUUCGAUCUAUCUCUACACAGACCCCCGCGGAUUUAGGAUGA
Ramularia collo-cygni is the source of this 1593-nucleotide messenger RNA. RefSeq lists its product as uncharacterized. The coding region runs from base 1 to 1593 and encodes 530 amino acids. The record is from RefSeq and is a predicted model, not a curated record. NCBI's taxonomy places the organism in Eukaryota, Fungi, Ascomycota, Dothideomycetes, Mycosphaerellales, Mycosphaerellaceae. The transcript has a single exon.